AUGGAUACUCGUACCGAGUCUACAUCGAAUCCGCGAAAACGCCGUCGCCCCGCUCUAUCCUGCGAGCAAUGUCGGCGACGCAAAGUCCGGUGCGACCGGGAGAUGCCUUGCGGGCCCUGUACCAAGUCUCAGCCCCCUCUGGACUGUGAAUAUGUCAAUGAAGGGAAGGCAGCGCUAGACGCUCGACUAGAUUCCAGAUCAGCAGAGCAGGAGUCGUCAUGCAUCGGCGUGUCGCAAGCGGGCUCCACCAGCGACGGAGCCCGGAUAACGCAGCUCGAGCGAACGGUUCAAGCCCUGCAGGCUCGAGUGCGGGAUCUGGAGAAAUCGAAGCACAGGGAAGCGCAGGAAGACAAACUUCCUGCCAAACCCUUUGAUAAUCAUCUUCCCAGGCUGGCAGGGGAGCCUGAUCAUACCUCUACAAAGAGCCCGCCAACAUGCAUCCCUCCGCUCAAUCCCCGCCUCAAUAGUACCCCGGACUCUAUGAAAGUGUUCGGGACUACCCACUGGGCCCUUGUGUUUCAGCAGCUUCGUCUUCUGCGGCAAGUGCGCAGCACGGCCAGCUAUACUGAUGGAGAGAAGAAUGAGAUGAGCAAAUCUCUGAAAGAGAUCCGUACGAUCCGGCAAAGGAUUAAGAACCAUCAGGCUCCAAGGCUAGAGGAGCCGGUGCCAGGCCUUCUGAAAGAUGUUCCGGGGAAGGAUGUCUGUGACCAGCUCGUUCAGCACUAUUUCCGUACUCUAGGCCUUAUAUACCGGGUCAUUCAUAGCCCCACGUUCUUCCAGGAGUAUAACACCUUCUGGGAACAACCUCAAAAUGUUUCGACAUCAUUCCUGCUGCAGCUACUGCUGAUUCUUGCCAUUGGGUCGGUAUUCCACUGCAAGCCAGGACCUUUCAAUGAACUUGGCUUGCCAAUCCGCCGCUGGAUUUAUGCUGCAAAAUGGUGGCUUGAGGGCCCGGGCGAACGGGAAGCGCAAAGCAUGGCAGGUCUGCAGGUACAGUCUUUGGUGAUUGUCUGCCGACAGGCAUAUGCCAUACACAAGGAAACCAACUGGGUGAUGGCGGGGGCAUUGCUCAGGAGGGCGAUCAAUCAGGGACUCCAUCGAGAUCCAAAGAACUUUCCAACCAUCUCGACCUUUGACGGGGAGAUGAGACGUCGCGUAUGGGCGACUAUACUGGAACUCAAUGUGCAGCUUUCUGUCGAUGUCACCAUGCCGCCUUUACUUGCUCCAGAGGAUUAUGAUACACAACCGCCAUCCAAUUUCGACGACGAGGAUAUCGAACCCGCGAUGGAGAUACUGCCACCUGCUCCUUCGCUCGAAUGCUUCACCUCCUCGUCUCUUCAGAUUAUCUUAUAUCAGUGUUUUCCCGCGCGGCUGCAAAUUAUGCGGAUUUUGAAUCAAUGUGGCCGAGCGCAAGUAUACGAGACAGCUUUGCAGCUUGGAAAUGAAAUUCUCCAAGCUUGCAAAGAACUCUCAAACCUCUUUCACAAAUAUUUUCCCCGCACAAAGACUGCAACAAAUCCGCCGACUAUUUUUCACGUCCGGCUGAUGGAUAUUAUCCUGCGACGAUUCCUGGUCAAUAUCCAUCGUCCCUUUGCAAUCCACUCUAUCAACGACCCACGGUUCUACAUGUCUCGGAAAAUAAGUUUAGACGCUGCGCUAGUGAUGGCUUCCCACGGCGACCCGCCUAAAGACGCAGCAGCGGCAAGUCAAGCCCCCUAUCAAGACCUACAGCGUCUCUGCUUAUCAGGAGCCGGUACCUUUAAAGGAUAUCUCUCGUUGGAUGUCCUUAUGGUGAUAUCCUUGGAGUUAAUCACUCAAGUAGAAGAGGAAACCGCGUCGCAGCCUCCGGGCUCUCCCGGUGCGCCAACAACGGUAGACCAGAUGGCACAGGCUGUACGAGUACCACUCAUCCAAGCAUUGGAACGUUUGAGCGCACACCUAUACAAAAGUCUCGAAGCGGGUAUUCCGAGUAUGAAACGCUACUGUUUACUCGCCGGGGUACUUGCUCAGAUCCAGGCGAUGAUGAGCGGCGAACAGGCAGAGUGGAUUCAUAUUCGGGAUGCUUUCCUGGAUAGCAUGAAGACAUGCCGGACUCUCCUUGAGCAAUAUAUUUCAGAAAAUCCUCUUCCAAAUGCUUUUCUGAAUGUCCCACCAGACAGCUCGAAUCUCUGGACGCCGGAAAGUGGACUGGGGUCCAGCUUGGAAUCGGAGUUCAUGUUCCCGUAUAUCGGCCCGCAAGAUAUGAGUUUCUGGGAUAUUCCUCCCUUUGGUGAUGAAACUACCUUCGAUCCUCCAGUCGUAUGA
Penicillium chermesinum is the source of this 2304-nucleotide messenger RNA. RefSeq lists its product as uncharacterized. The transcript has 3 exons. The coding region runs from base 1 to 2304 and encodes 767 amino acids. Gene Ontology annotation, molecular function: DNA-binding transcription activator activity, RNA polymerase II-specific; RNA polymerase II cis-regulatory region sequence-specific DNA binding; zinc ion binding. The record is from RefSeq and is a predicted model, not a curated record. Gene Ontology annotation, biological process: regulation of transcription by RNA polymerase II; DNA-templated transcription. Gene Ontology annotation, cellular component: nucleus. NCBI's taxonomy places the organism in Eukaryota, Fungi, Ascomycota, Eurotiomycetes, Eurotiales, Aspergillaceae.